AUGUCCUCUGCUCAUGAUGCCACCACCAAGAUCUCCAUUGACAAGUUCGACGGCGACAACUACGCGACGUGGAGCCGCUACAUGCGUGGCGUGUUUCUGACCAAGUCGGCGUGGCACGUGGUGAACCGGGAGACCACCCCCACCUUCGCCGAUCCUCGCGCCAGUGACGACUACGUCAAGACGAACAACAUUGCGUUCGGCUUGAUGCUGCUGCACAUGAGCGCGGACUACCAUCACAUCGUCGAUGACUGUGAAGAGGCGUGGGUCGCGUGGGCGCGUUUGAAGACGCUGUACGGCGGGUCGCAGAAAGCUGGACGCAUCUACUUGAAGCGCCAGCUGUUCAAAUGGAGAUGGCGGAAGGCGGCAAUGUGA
Peronospora matthiolae is the source of this 372-nucleotide messenger RNA. NCBI's taxonomy places the organism in Eukaryota, Oomycota, Peronosporomycetes, Peronosporales, Peronosporaceae. The record is from the annotation of a GenBank genome assembly.